AAAGAACAUCACUGUUAUUUCAAACGUGUGCUCAAACCAACGGCUUUUUUGUCAGUCCCUCGGAAACUCUUACACUCAUCAUACACAACAAAGAGAUAGACCAAAUAUUUCUGGUGCUAACCGAACAAAGCAAAAAAGAAAACACAACACUAUACCGUCAGUGUGAUAUUUCCGUUACUUUUUCUCAAUUCAAACGAAAAGUAAAUACCAAGCGAGUAAUCUUUGCUUUCUUUCACCACAACUAAAAACCCUAUAUCAACAUGUCCAUCUCUGAUUUCCGCAAAAAGAAGUUGUUGUUCUUGUUCAAUGUGUUCUUUGAUGUGAAUCAAAGCGGGGAAAUUGACAUUAAAGACUUUGAGUUGGCUAUUGAGCGUGUUUGUCAACUACGUGGCUGGGCAAAGGACACACCAAAGAAUAAGGAAAUCCAUUCUGUCAUGUUGGAAAUUUGGGAGGGACUACGCUCGAAAGCUGACAAGGACAACGAUGGUCAGGUUUCCGUUGACGAAUGGUGCAACAUGUGGGACGCCUAUGCCAAGGAUCCCAGCACUGUCAUGGAUUGGCAAAACAAAUACAUGAACUUUAUGUUCGAUCUGGAAGAUGCCUCCACCGAUGGCAGCAUUGAUGUUGAAGAAUUUGCCUUGGUUUGCUCCAGCUAUGGUUUGGAGAAGAAGGAGUGUGAGGAGGCCUUCACCAAAAUGGCCCAGGGUAAUGCUGAAGUAACACGUGACCAAUUUGCUGCCUUGUGGAAGGAAUACUUUUCGGCUGAGGAUGCAAAUGCACCCGGAAACUUUAUCUUUGGCAAAACUUCAUUUUAACAAAAUUAAACUGAAAGAAAAUAGAGAAAAUAACAAAAAAUUUUCCAAGCAACACCAAACCAAAAAAAAUAACACUGAUGAUUAUAUAAUGAAAUGCAAAAAUGCCAGAGAAGAAAUGUUAUAUUUGAAAAAAUAUUAAAAAAAUAUACAUAUAUAUAAAUUAAACACUUGUUUUUCCAUUUCUUAAUUUUUUUUCUAAAUUCCCCAAAAGAAAUCCUGUUAAUUGAAUACUAACUACAGCAAAAAACAAAUUUCGAUUAGUCAAAAAAACCUAAAUAUAACAAAAAACAAUAAACAAAGUAACUGAAAGCUAAAUGUUGAAUUUAAUAACACACAAAAAAUACCAGAAUUAUAUAUAUAUACAGAAAAUAAAUAUAUAUUUAUAAAAACUAAUAAAAAUAUAACAGAAAAAAACCAUGAAAUAGCAUUUUUUUAGAAAGUUGGCCAAAAAACAUGAGAUUGUUCGACACCAUAGAACAACUUGAGGGGAAAAAAUUCGAGCCUAUAUUUUGGUGAGGAAUUGGUAAUCAAAAUUUAAAAACAAAAAAUUUUGAAUAGAAUAUUUUUUUCUGAAAACUUGAAAAAAUUAAACAACACACAAAACUUAUUUAUAGAGAAUUUAUUUUCCAUAGAUGUUUGUUAUCAAAAAAAAAAGGAAAAAAAUAACUACCCCUAAAUCAAAACACAAAUUUUUGUGACUCAAAAUUAGAAAAACCUCCCCAAAAACAAACAACAAACCCUGCAACAAGAAAGGCAAGUGUUUAGUUUUUUUCCAGUAUUAUUUAUAACAAAAAAAAAAACUAUAUUUUAUGUAAUCAACAAAAGUAAACUCAAAACCAGAUUAGUGUUCUCUUUUUAUGGGUCAAUUUAAUAAAAAAAAAAAAAACAAAAAAUAGAUAUUUACGGGAAA
This is a messenger RNA of Stomoxys calcitrans (stable fly), 1725 nucleotides long. It is a transcript of the gene Scp2, whose product is annotated as calexcitin-1. Lineage: Eukaryota; Metazoa; Arthropoda; Insecta; Diptera; Muscidae. Gene Ontology annotation, molecular function: calcium ion binding. Bases 261 to 815 code for a protein of 184 amino acids. The record is from RefSeq and is a predicted model, not a curated record. The transcript has 5 exons.